GGUCGCAAGUAUCGCGAUUCCGCCCCACGGAAUUGGCUUAGCUCUGGCACACCUUUUCCUCUUAACGAAUCAUUCCGUCCCCCUCCACCUGUCUCGGAUGCUUUAUGCACUCAUAUCUAUUUUUCUUACAUGGCUGAUCCUGAGGCUAAUUCGGUGCGCGCUCUGGCUGCCAGACAUCAUCUCAGUAUCAAACGCAUCGAUGCCAUUCUACGGUUGAAAGGUUUAGAAGAAUCGUGGAAAAAGCGCUCACACGCCUUGCAGGGUAAACCUAUACAGACAGGUUUUGUACAAGGCAUGGAAAGUAUCCUUGGCGUGCCUCAAACCAAGAUUUUUACCACCCUUGACGAGUCGAAGCCUGUGCCCGUGCAGUACGAUACCAACCAGCAGUCCGGUGGCUUCGACUGGGCGCGACAAAGGUACCAGCGGAUGUUUUGGGAGACUGUGCCUGAGGGCAAGGACCCCAUCAUGCCAGGCAUUUUGGACGCCGCGACAAAAUCAGCCACAGCUACUUUUGAAAACAAGACAAAAACGAAUAUUGUCGAACGUCCUGGACGCCCAGCAAUCAAGUUCAUUGAUGUUGGUAACAUGUUUUUAGAUGUCAAGGAGCAAGAGCGUCGUGCGAAGGAGAGCGAGCGCAGGGCGAAGGUUCGAUCACGAAGAAAAGAG
Suillus subaureus is the source of this 666-nucleotide messenger RNA. Its product is annotated as eukaryotic mitochondrial regulator protein-domain-containing protein. The annotation marks the transcript as partial. The transcript is spliced from 5 exons. NCBI's taxonomy places the organism in Eukaryota, Fungi, Basidiomycota, Agaricomycetes, Boletales, Suillaceae. The record is from RefSeq and is a predicted model, not a curated record. Gene Ontology annotation, biological process: mitochondrial translation. Gene Ontology annotation, molecular function: structural constituent of ribosome. Gene Ontology annotation, cellular component: mitochondrial small ribosomal subunit.